Molecule: messenger RNA, 4458 nt
Organism: Biomphalaria glabrata
Lineage: Eukaryota; Metazoa; Mollusca; Gastropoda; Planorbidae
Exons: 3
Coding region: 647-1306 (219 amino acids)
Source: RefSeq, a predicted model, not a curated record
UUUUGGAUAGGAUACAUUUCGCAAGUUUAAUCAUUUGAAUAAUUUUAGCAAUCACUUCCCCUUCGUUGUCCGCUUGUCUUCGGGGUAUCUGCCCGGUCGCGCGGUAUACACGCUAGACUGUCGUUCGUACUUCUCGAUGGUCCCGGGUUCAAACUCUGCCGGGAGGUUUAGACUAGUAAAAUAGACCUUGCGGUCUAUAGGACAGAUGGUGUAAAGCUCAUCUGUUUCUAUGGCCUACGUUUAACGAGGGUUUCAUGUGGCCAGCACAACGACCAACCGCCUUUGCUUGCUUUUCCCCAGCUAAUGUCAGGUACCCAUUAGAGCUGGGUGGACUCAGAGGCGUCCUCAAGAUCUCGAAAUUAAAAAUCUUCACCAGGAUUCGAACCCCGGACCACGGUUCGGAAUCCAAGCGCUUCACUGCUCAGCCACCGCGCCUUCGGGUUUAGACUAGAAGGCCUCCUGGUUGUAAGUUAUGUGACAACACAAUAGUCCCGGGUUCGAUCCCUGCCCACCUCCCUCGAAUGGCGUACUUAAGAUAUUUACGACUAGGAUGUUUUUAAUGUAACGUCUGAAAUGAACAAGUCAAAGUCAUGGGCGUCACUAGGAAGGACCAUAACACUGGAUAUUAAGACCACAUAGAUCAGAAAUGGAAGCACUACUGGCUCUGAUCUUAUCAGCACUACUAGCAAUAGCAUGUGGACAGACGAAUUCUGGACUUACUAUUCGCAUCUUAAGCACAGUUAAUAAGGAGAAACUGGACACGACUUUGUCAUCUGUUUAUGCCAACAUGCUCUUCCGGUCGUUGUGCAGGGCCCCAGGCAAUAAGGCUGUAGUGCGCUUCAACCCCGUGGAUGGAACCGCCGACGUUAUGGAUGAGAGCCAAGGGCUUGACAACGAGACCCUACGUGUCACCUCUUGCAUGUUCGAAGAGAUGGACAGUCACGUGACCUGCUCGGACACGCCCCACUUCUGCCAACUGAACAACGACUGCAUUGCGGAGAUCAAGUCCUCCUGCUCGCCGCACAACUUGAGGACCAUGCACUACGUCGACGUCACCGUCAGCACUGUGGACAUGCAUCUAGUGGUGGAGGACUGUAUGGUCCUCUGCGAAGAGGAAGGCUACAGAGAGGUGGACCCUUACCGAGGAGGAAACGGAAUCUCCGACUGGGCUGUGGGCUUGAUCAUCGCUGGCGUGAUUCUUGGAGCUUCGCUGCUGGUGGUAGGGGCUGUGAUAUGGAAGAUCAGAGACAGUAAAUUAGUUCGGGAAAACCAUCAUAAAAACCAUCACAUUAACUACGUUCGAUAACUCUUUAUUUAGAAACUAAUUCAAGAGAGAUAAUUUUCUCAAAAAACAUUGAAAGUUUUUUUUUUAUAAUGAAUAAAGAAAAAAUUAGUCGAAUUAUUUUUAAGAGCAAGAAGAAUAAUAUUAUGAGACUCUGUCACAAAUUAAAAUUGCAUUGAUUGGCAUAAGAAAAAAUAUUUGUGCCUUUGAAUAAUACAAUGAAGUGAUGCAAAUCGUCAGUACGUACGCUCGCGUACGUUCGCUAUGGUGUACGACUAUUCUGAAUCACUACACUCAAUUGUAAGUACACAUAACAGAAUCCACCUCUUUUUUAUAUUAAUAACAGUCGAUGUAUGGUAAUGUUUUACAAGACUCGGCCAAUUAAAGGUGUAAGUUAAUGUAACUCUUUUUAAAGAACUUAUAAGAUUGUAAUAGAUUGAGAUAAUUCUUGGUAAAGAACUUCAAUAUCAGUGUGUCAAAUCAACUGAGAUGUUAUCAGUCCGAGAGAACAAUUUUUUUUUUUUUUGCGUCUUUAUAUUUUAACGUAAGCACGAGUUUCGAGAACCGAGAAUAGCCCUCGGGCCGUUGUUAGGACAUCAGUGCUAAAUAACUUGACUACGCCAGAGAUUGGUGGAAUCCUUCAGCUCGAUUAAUUAAUCAGACCAGUGCAUUUACAAUGAACAAAGUGACCUGUAAAUAUAUUUAGUAAUGUGUUUAAAAAAAAAACACAUUACAGUCAAUUCGGUUUAUCGGAUCAGACGCUUAUUUGGAUUGAGUCCUACAGCAGCCUACUGGAAAAUUCUUGUAACAUUGAAGAUCAUCUUUUAAUAGUGCCAGCUAACGGCCGUGUCAAGAGUACCUUUUGUUUAUGUUUCUUCUGUUUUUGUAUCCUCUUGUUUCCACUAUUACAAUAUUUAGAACUAUGAAAGGAGUUUUGUGUUUGGAUUUCUUUCGCUGAUAUUAAGUAAAUAGAGAAUUUUAAAUAAACAUUAUCUCUUUAUCUUUUCUCUUAUUUUUAUCACCUAAAAUAUAUAAUAUUCUUUUUCAAGCUAUGAUCUAUACAUUUUAUGGCGUCAACAGAAUGUGUCCCAUUGAAAUAGUCUGCUACUGUUGCGAUAUUAUUAAAACGCCUGGGUGUUAGAAUUGUGAAACGAUUGAUUAAUGGAGUCGCUACUGCGUUCAUAGCGCGAGACUCUAUAACCUCUCUCACAGGGUGCAGAAGAUCGCUACCUCUACCUCAUCAUCAAAUUAAAUAGACAUCUUUCUUAAAGAAUUGAGUCCAUUAACAUUGGAAUUGAAUGAAUACAUACGAUGUUAGUUGUUCAGUCUGUUUUUUAUAUUCUGAUUUAUAAUGUUGAAAUGAACGCUGCAGUUGUCAAUUAUGAUUAUGCUUUUGUUUUACAUGAUUUUGCUUUUGUUCUAGAUGAUUAUGCUUUUGUAUUACAUGCUUUUGCUUUUGUUCUAGAUGAUUAUGCUUUUGUUUUACAUGAUUUUGCUUUUGUUCUAGAUGAUUAUGCUUUUGUUUUACAUGAUUUUGCUUUUGUUCUAGAUGAUUAUGCUUUUGUUUUACAUGAUUUUGCUUUUGAUCUAGAUGAUUAUGCUUUUGUUUUACAUGAUUUUGCUUUUGUUCUAGAUGAUUAUGCUUUUGUUUUACAUGAUUUUGCUUUUGUUCUAGAUGAUUAUGCUUUUGUUUUACAUGAUUUUGCUUUUGUUCUAGAUGAUUAUGCUUUUGUUUUACAUGAUUUUGCUUUUGUUCUAGAUGAUUAUGCUUUUGUUUUACAUGAUUUUGCUUUUGUUCUAGAUGAUUAUGCUUUUGUUUUACAUGAUUUUGCUUUUGUUCUAGAUGAUUAUGCUUUUGUUUUACAUGAUUUUGCUUUUGUUCUAGAUGAUUAUGCUUUUGUUCUCGAUCGUCAUGCAUUUGUUCUAGAUUAUGCUUUUGUUUAAUAUGAUUAUGCUUUUGUCCUACAUGAUUAUGCUUUUGCUCUAGAUUCUAGAUAAUGCUUUUGUUCUAUAUGUUAAUGCUGUUGUUCUAGAUGAUUAUAAUUUUGUUCUACAUGACUAUUCUUUUGCUCUAUAUAAUGCUUUUGUUCUGAAUGUUUAUGCUGUUUUUCUAGAUGAUUACGAUUUUGUUCUAGAUCGUCAUGCUUUUGUUCUAGAUUAUGCUUUUGUCCUACAUGAUUAUGCUUUUGCUCUAGAUAAUGCUUUUGUUCUAUAUCAUUAUGCUGUUGAUGGAUGAUUAUAAUUUUGUUCUACAUGAUUAUACUUUUGUUCUAGAUAAUUAUGCUGUUGUUCUAGAUUGUUUGGCUGAGGUUGUAUUACAUUGUAAUUUUUUUUUAAUGAAGAUUGUUACCAUUAUUAAUAUUCCCUAAAUGCUACAGUGUACAGGAAAUGGAUCAUUAGCAGAAUGUCAAGGUAAUUUACAGGUGUUUUGUUCCUGAUGGACAUAGAGUGACCCUCACCUACUUGAUCUAAUGAACUCAAGGCGGAUAAUUUCUAAUCUAUUCUUCGCUUCUCAUCACAAAUUCUUUUUACAAAAGAAUGUUUUUUUUUUGUAAUUAAAAUUAUAUGGUCAAAGGGUGAUGUGGGAGUAUCAAUCUAGUAAUGUGUGUAAAUUGGGAAUGUAUUAAACAUGUUGGAAGAUGUAUUCACUCGCAACUAGAAAUAAACAAUUUGGUUUUGAAAUGAACAAUUCUUAUGAAAAUUUUGGUACCGUUAAUCGCUGUUAGACAGUUGUAGAAACAAAACAGAGUAAUUUAAUUUUCUAAGGAGAGAUUACCUUUCAUUGUUAUCUUCAUAUACAAUAAUUGAGCAGUAGUUUCCCUUGAAUAAGUCAUUUCUCUAGCUGUGAAAUGGAAUACUGAGUGAUGGACAAUUUGAAUUUAAGGGGAGAUCACUUUCCAAUGGUUUUGAUAUUUUAACAAUUAAGCAGUACUUUCCCGUCAAUAAAUUUUGAUUUUGCAGUCUAGUAUUUCCUCAUAAGGUAGAAAGAAAAUUUAUAAUGCAUGAUUCAUCAAUGCACAGUCUUAUAUAAAUGAUAUGUUACUUAAUUGUUAAUAUUUCGAAAUUUAUAAACCCCUUAACACUGUUAUGCAGUGUUUAUAUGUUUAUUGUAAUUAACAAUGUUCACAGUUGCAAUACAUUCAUGAACAAAAAUAAUUAAAAAAUAAUCAAUUUAA